This is a messenger RNA of Galdieria sulphuraria, 1001 nucleotides long. Its product is annotated as 60S ribosomal protein L6e. Lineage: Eukaryota; Rhodophyta; Bangiophyceae; Galdieriales; Galdieriaceae. Gene Ontology annotation, biological process: cytoplasmic translation; ribosomal large subunit assembly. Gene Ontology annotation, cellular component: ribosome; cytosolic large ribosomal subunit. The coding region runs from base 121 to 834 and encodes 237 amino acids. The transcript is spliced from 2 exons. The record is from RefSeq and is a predicted model, not a curated record. Gene Ontology annotation, molecular function: structural constituent of ribosome; RNA binding.
UAAAACAAGGUCGAAACUCGGAAGCUGUGCUUGUGAACGGAUUUGAUAUUGCUGUAGAAAGCCUAUUUACCAAUAAAAAACAUAUUUCCUUUGUUUUCCUUGGAUAUGUAAAAAACUCCAAUGGGCUUCUCUCCCUUUCCUUUCUCACAGGCCCCGCUUCCUAUCAGCUUUAAUCAUUCAUUAGUACUUGUCGUCGACGCCGAUUCAAGCAGUUUUUACCGUAUUGCAAUGGCAUCGACAAGUGGGGAAGUUCAACAGAAAGGGAAAGAACAGGUUGGACAAGACAAAGAGCAGUCGGCGAGAACGUCUGACAAGAUAACCAAACCAAAGAGAAAAUGGUAUCCUGCGGACGACGAACCAAGAAAGCGAGUCCAUCGGAAAAAAGUGCAGAAGCCUACCAAAUUACGUGCUUCCAUUACUCCUGGCACGGUUUUGAUCCUUUUGAGUGGUCGCUUCCGAGGAAGGAGAGUAAUAUUCUUAAAGCAGCUCGCAAGUGGCCUUUUAUUGGUUACAGGACCAUAUUCAUUGAAUGGAGUUCCUAUGCGUAGAGUUAAUCAACGUUAUGUUAUUGCAACAAGGACCAAGGUUGAUAUUCAAUCAGUGGAGAUCCCAGCCGUAGAUGAUGACUGGUUCAAGAAGAAUAAGAAAAAGCCAAAGACAGAGGAAAUGACAGAUACUGGGAAAACAAAACUUCCGGAAACUUUUAUCAAGGCUCAACAAAGUCUAGAUUCUCAACUUGUUCCUUUAGUGAAGGAAGUACCGUUCUUGAAGAGUUAUCUAUGUUCUAGAUUUUCACUAUCUUAUGGACAAUUUCCUCAUGAAAUGAGAUUCUAAUCGGUUCAACAACAGAUGCGAAGGCAUUGUUGUGGAGCAGAAUAAAAAAGAAAACGAUUCCUUUCAUUCUUUUUUUUUGGCUUUGGGAUUCGUAGAGCUUCUUGUAGUUCUGCUUCUCUAACCACAACUUCUUGAAAACAACACGUAAUAAAGUGUUGUGUGUUAUG